Messenger RNA from Syngnathus acus (greater pipefish), 2540 nucleotides. RefSeq names its product interleukin-1 receptor accessory protein-like 1. The transcript is spliced from 13 exons. Gene Ontology annotation, biological process: signal transduction; negative regulation of exocytosis. Lineage: Eukaryota; Metazoa; Chordata; Actinopteri; Syngnathiformes; Syngnathidae. The record is from RefSeq and is a predicted model, not a curated record. Gene Ontology annotation, molecular function: interleukin-1 receptor activity. The coding region runs from base 262 to 2409 and encodes 715 amino acids.
UCCUGCCCCGCGCGUCGUCACUUCGGGACAUCCGCGCCAAUGUGGUCCUGAGCUUGACUUGAGCUGGCAUGACGGAAUGAUCAACGAUUGCCUCCCGCAAUAUCGGUGUUAGUGUGGUGUUAUCCACCGAGCGAACUCACCACCGUGAUUAUUUUGCUUAUUGACAGACUGCAGGCCAGGGAACAGAUUCCCCGCAAUGUCUGUGAACUGACAGCGUAAAGAUCGGAACCAUUUGGAAACUGUGAAGGACCGGGGAAAAAAAUGAAAGCAUCCACACCUUUUCUGGUCCUACUUCAUGCAAUUGUGGUCCAUUGCCUGAGAGUGAUGUCUAAGAGAGGCUCGGUGGAAGGAUGCACGGAUUGGUCCGUGGACUAUCUGAAAUACAAGGUGCUCCUGGGUGAACCUGUUCGGAUUAAGUGUGCUUUAUUCUAUGGAUAUAUACGUGCCAACUACACACAUGCUCAGAGCUCAGGACUCAGUCUCAUGUGGUACAAAAGUGCCGGACAUGGCGAUUUCGAGGAGCCCAUCAGUUUUGAUGGCACACGAAUGAGCAAGGAGGAGGAUGCAAUAUGGUUUCGACCAGCCGAGCUAGACGACGUGGGAUACUAUUCCUGUGUAUUAAGGAACUCCACCUACUGCAUGAAGGUGUCCAUGUCUCUCACGGUGGCAGAAAAUGACACAGACCUCUGUUACAACUCCAAGAUGAAGUUUUUUGAGAAGGCAGAGCUAAGUAAAAGCAAAGACAUUACCUGCACAGGCAUCGAAGAUUAUAUCCAGCCAGGAGCGGAGCCCCAGAUUGUCUGGUACAAGGAGUGUGUGCCUAAACAAUGGAGACAAACAAUCGAGAGGAGGAGGGACACCCUCUCCAUCAAGGAAGUUCAAGAAGAUGACUUUGGGAAUUACACUUGUGAAUUACAGUUUGGAAACUUUGUAGUGCGGAGGACCACUGAACUGUCUGUCACGGCUCCUUUGACAGACAAGCCACCCAAAAUUCUCUCCCCAUCCGAAAGCCAGACCAGCGUCAUUGAGAUGGCACAAGGAAGUCCAGUCAACCUGACAUGCAGAGCGUUCUUUGGGUACAGUGGUGAUGUCAGCCCACUCAUUUACUGGAUGAAGGCGGAAAAGUUUAUUGAAGAUCUGGAUGAGGAACGGGUACGAGAAAGUGACAUCAAGACAGUACGUGAGCACUUGGGGGAGCAAGAGGUCUCCAUUUCACUUACCAUUGAUUCCCUGGAGGAGAGCGAUCUGGGAAACUACACUUGCAUCGUAGAAAAUGGCAACGGUCGGCGACAGGCAAACAUCCAGAUUGUCAAGAAAGCUGAGCUCAUGUACACAGUGGAACUGGCCGGCGGUCUGGGAGCCAUCUUGAUACUGCUCAUCUGUCUGGUGACACUGUACAAGUGUUACAGGAUUGAGCUCAUGCUUUUCUACAGGAACCACUUCGGCAGUGAGGAUUUAGAUGGAGAUAACAAAGAUUACGACGCCUACCUGUCCUACACAAAAGUAGACCCCGACCAGUGGAGUCAGGAAACUCGAGAGGAGGAGCGCUUUGCCCUGGAGAUCCUGCCUGACGUGCUGGAGAAGCAUUAUGGGUAUAAACUCUUCAUUCCAGACAGGGACUUGAUCCCCACAGGAAGUUUCACCAGUGAUCAUUUCCAGGAUGACACCAGACUACUUAGAGCUUACAUCGAGGAUGUUGCCCGCUGUGUGGACCAGAGCAAGCGCCUCAUCAUCGUUUUGACGCCCAGCUAUGUGGUGCGGAGGGGGUGGAGCAUCUUUGAGCUGGAGACGCGUCUGCGCAAUAUGCUGGUGACGGGCGAGAUCAAGGUCAUUCUCAUCGAGUGUGCUGAGCUGCGUGGCAUCAUGAAUUACCAGGAAGUAGAGGCCCUCAAACACACCAUUAAAACGUUGACAGUCAUCAAAUGGCGCGGCUCGCCCAGCAACAAGCUAGACUCCAAGUUCUGGAAGCAGCUGAUCUUCGAGAUGCCCUUCAAACGCACUGAGCCCCUGAGCAUCUCACGCGAGCAAGUACUGGAUGUGAGUGAGCAAGGUCCCUUUGGCGAGCUCCAGGCGGUAUCGGCGAUGUCCAUGGCGGCUGCCACCUCCACCGCCAUGGCAACGGCUCACCCGGACUUUCGCUCCAACUUUCACAACUCGUACCACACCCAGAUGAGACAGAAACAUUACUACCGCGGUUAUGACUAUGAGCUGCCACCAGGGGGAACUCUUCCACACCUGUCGUCUGGCCGAAACCAGCAUACAUACUGCAACAUCCCCAUGACACUCCUGAAUGGACAGCGACCGCAGUCCAAGUCGCCGCGGCAACAGAGUUUAGAGGAAGGACACGGAAACAACGCCUUGCUGCCGCUUCUGCCCCGAGAGACUAGUAUAUCAAGCGUCAUCUGGUGACACACACCCAUCCCUCAUUGCAACACUGGACUUACUAACCCAGGAGACAGGGUUGGAUUGGUUUUUGCAAUUUGUGUGCCAUUUGUUCUUUCCAUUUUCAAAAUCAAAAUACAAAAAAAAACUGUCACUGA